Molecule: messenger RNA, 609 nt
Organism: Trypanosoma conorhini
Lineage: Eukaryota; Euglenozoa; Kinetoplastea; Trypanosomatida; Trypanosomatidae
Product: peptide hydrolase
Exons: 1
Coding region: 1-609 (202 amino acids)
Biological process (GO): protein targeting to ER
Cellular component (GO): membrane; signal peptidase complex
Source: RefSeq, a predicted model, not a curated record
AUGCAUACGUGCGGGCAGCGCGUGGCGGAGAUUUUGACGUUCGCGGUGACGGCGGGUUUUGUGGGCGUGCUGCUCGUGGUGUCCAGCAGCCUCGUCCCGUUUGGCCCCUCGCAGGCCUCGCCCGUCAUCGCCGCCUUCGAAGUCUCUAUGUCGCCGCUGAUGCAGAUGCAGAUGCCGCUCAUCUACGCGCAGGGGGCGGACCCGCCGCCGCUGCGGGACUACGUCUUUUUUCGUUUUACGCUGAAGGCCGACUUCUCGCCCGUGUGGGACUGGAACACGAAGGCGGUGUACGUCGCCUGCGUCGCCCGCUACCGCACGGACCAGUACGUCGUGAACGAGGUGACGCUGCUGGACACCGUGCUGAAAAGCAGGGAGGCGGCGGCGCGGUGGUGGCUUGACAACGCCCAGAAGUACCCGCUGGAGGAGGCCCACCUCGGGGCCCUGGCGGGGGUGCAGGUGCGGCUCUCCCUUCGCUACCAGGUGCUGCGGUACUGCGGGUACUCGCCUGUGUUUGAGGUGUCGCCCGUGGGAACGGCGCCCCCCGCGUUUACGCUCCCGCGAGCCUACGCCUCUCCGCCGCGGGGCGAAAGCCCGGCAGCCACGGGUUAG